UAAAAAACAAAGUUAUAAAUAAAAUAGCUUUUGAGUUUUCCAUCAUGUAUUUCGGUUGUUAAAUGUAGUUUAUUUGUGAUUUUUUUAAUAGGCAACCGCGAAAAUGCUGAUCCCUCCCCAAGGGCGUCUCCGAUGUGGAGUUUUCUUCCGCCAAACUCAAUCUGUCAUCGUUCGCCACUACGCCAAGAAAGGCAAAGAAGUGGACAAGGCGACCUUAGCGGAAAUGGAAAAGCAAUACCAGAAGUUUGCCAACACUUCCUCCAAAUCGCUGCUGAAGAAGCACCUCACCAAGGAGAUCUUCGAUAAGCUGAAGACUAGGACGACGCCCUCGUUCAACUCCACGCUGCUGCACUGCAUCAAUUCGGGUAUGUGCAACCCCGACUCCGGUGUCGGUAUCUACGCCCCGGAUGCCGAGUCAUAUAAGGUUUUCGGCGCCAUCUUUGACCCUAUAAUUGAGGAGUACCAUCGGGGAUUCAAGAAGACUGACAAGCACCCGGAAUCCUGCUAUGGCAGCGGUAAGGACUUCGCCAACCUGGACCCAGACAACGCGUUCAUUGUAUCCACCCGGGUGCGUUGCGGUCGAUCCGUGCAGGGGUAUCCCUUCAAUCCGUGCCUGACCGAGCAGCAGUACGCGGAGCUGGAGUACAAGCUCUGUUCAGCCCUGCACUCCCUCGAGGGCGAGUAUUACGGUAGCUACAUGCCCCUCGCUGGAAUGGACAAACAGAUGCAGCAGAAGCUCAUCGACGACCACUUCCUCUUCAAGGAGGGCGAUCGAUUCCUAGAGGCAGCAGGUGCCUCUCGCUUCUGGCCCAACGGCAGAGGCAUCUUCUUCAACAAAAAGAGGAACUUCCUGGUGUGGGUCAACGAGGAAGAUCACAUCCGCAUCAUCUCGAUGGAAAAGGGAGGAGAUCUGGGCAGGGUCUACGAUCGCAUGAUUGGCGGCGUGGAGGCGCUCGGCAAGAAGGUCAAAUUCAGCCGGGACGAGCGCCUGGGCUUCCUCACAUUCUGUCCCACGAAUCUCGGCACCAGCAUUCGCGCCUCUGUGCACAUCAAGCUGCCCAAGCUCAACGAGAACAAGGAAAAGAUGCAGAAGCUGGCGGACAAGUACCACCUGCAGGUCCGCGGCACCAGUGGAGAGCAUUCCGAGGCCAAGGGCGGGGUGCACGAUAUCUCCAACAAGCGGCGCAUGGGCCUCACGGAGUACGAGGCCAUCAAGGAGAUGCAUGACGGGAUCAAGGCCCUGAUUAAAGCGGAGUGUAAUGCCUAAGACCGAGCUAAUUCAAAAGUAAUCUAAAUUCUAGUAGAUAAAACAAAUUUUUCCUUUACUGUAUAUUGUUCUAAAAACCAACUUAGAAAUGUAAUUUAAUAUAUCUUUUAAAUAUUACAGUUAAA
Molecule: messenger RNA, 1392 nt
Organism: Drosophila bipectinata
Lineage: Eukaryota; Metazoa; Arthropoda; Insecta; Diptera; Drosophilidae
Gene: Argk2
Product: Arginine kinase 2
Biological process (GO): phosphocreatine biosynthetic process
Molecular function (GO): creatine kinase activity
Source: RefSeq, a predicted model, not a curated record